CAUUCCAGUCCAGAUUUUUUGCACAAAUUUCCUGCUUCCAGUUCCAAGCAUUACUCAGAGGCCAGAGCUACGCAUCUCCAAAGCCAUGCUCUAAGCCGAUCAAGAUUCACGACUAAGCAACUCUUCUCCCUCCUCUUCCAUUGAUAUGAAACCCAAUCGCAAGCUCAAGAAAACCGACUCAUCUUCAAAGCUUGUAUUGGAAGAAAUUAUCGGUACCACAACAAAGAACAGCAAUGGAUUGGCUUCGAACGUCAAUUCUGCAAACUGCGUCUAUUUGGCGGGAUGCGUUGUGGUGGUGUACAAUGUUGACUCUGGUACGCAAUCUCACCUCACCGUACCUCAUCGACUGUGCAAACCUAUGAGCUGUGUUGCCAUGUCCCCGGAUGGCCGCUUCGUGGCAGCUGGAGAGUCAGGGCCUCAGCCUGCAGUAUUUGUGUGGGAUUUAGCUGGGAUGGCCUUUCUAUCAGAACUGAAAGGUCAUCUGUAUGGUGUUGCUUGCCUUGCUUUUUCACCUGAUGGGAAAUAUCUAGUGUCUGUGGGAGGAUACAUAUAUAUUUGGGACUGGCGGAGUACAGUGUUGUUAACUAAGCUCAAAGCAAGUUCAUCUUGUACGGCUAUCUCGUCUGUUACCUUUUCAUCAGAUUCAAAAUCCCUUUUAACUGCUGGGAAGAGGCACUUGAAGUUCUGGACUAUCACAUCUCCUAGGACCCAGAUUAAUUUAGGGACGGGUUCACUGUCUUUGCAUGGAAAACCUGUUAAUCUUGGUCCCCAUCAAGGUAGCUCAUUUAUUUCUAUCACCUCUGCCUUAUUGGCGGAUGGCAGCUCAGGUGAAGCCUUUCCGAUGUAUGCAUUGACUGAAUCAGGUGUCCUCUGCCUCGUGAACUCUGGAUUUUCAGUAACAAAGUCAGUAAGUUUAAAGGCCGAUAAAAGUUUUGCUGUAUCUGCAUCUAGCAAGUUAGUUGCUUGUGCAUGCAUCAAGGGAAUAGUACAACUCUUUGAUGCUGAGAAUCUUCAAUAUGGUGGAAGUUUAGUAUAUUCAAGGUCCAAGCAAUUCCAUGGGACAAGCAAUAUUGUUUAUCCCAUGAAAGAUGAUGGAAAGGUUUUACGAAACUUACCUGUCCUUCCUGAUGCAGUUGCAUGUAGUUUUUCAACCUCAGAAAAGCUUGUGGUUUUUUAUGGAGAUCACUAUCUUAACAUAUGGGAUGUCCAUGAUGUGAAGCAGGCUACCAGGUCCUGUGUGCUGGUUUCGCAUUCUGCAUGCAUAUGGGAUAUCAAGGUUCUUUGUUGUGAAAACAUGCACGAUCCAUCUCUUGCUUGUGUUGCUAGAGGUUGUUCAGGAGGAGUGUCUUUUGCAACAUGCUCAACAGAUGGUACUAUAAGGUUGUGGGAUCUUGCCUUGCAACCUGAUUCAGAAGAUGAAAUGGAUAAUCAAGUUCGAAAAGUGAGCACUACACGUUUAGAAAGUGCUGGGAUAUUUGAACGUGAAACUGUGGAGGCUGGUUUUAACACUCAAGGCUUUCGUUCUCUGGCUGCAAGCUCCGAUGGAAAAUACCUUGCAGCUGGUGAUUGUGAUGGAAACAUCCACAUAUUUAACCUGUUUACUUCGGAUUAUACAUGUCUUCAGGGUGCUCAUGAUGCAGAGGUCCUGUCAUUAAGCUUUAGCUCGUCGAGUAGAAAUGAUGCUAUAUCUAAAGAAGUUGUUACGCAAAGUCAUUACUACCUGGCUUCAGCAAGUAGAGAUCGAAUAAUCCAUCUUUAUGAUGUUGAAAGGAAUUUUGAUCUCACUGAUAGUAUUGCUGAUCAUUCAGCUGCUGUAACUUCGGUAAAGAUCAGUAACAAUGGACGCAAAAUUAUAAGUUGUAGUGCUGACAGGUCUUUGAUUUUUCGUGAUUUCACCACUACAGAUGGUGGUCAUAUGAUUUCCCGUAGUCAUCACCAAAUGGCAUCCCAGGGUACUGUCUAUGAUAUGGCUGUAGAUCCUAAAACAGAUGUUGUUAUUACGGUUGGGCAGGAUAAGAAGAUCAAUACAUUUGAUGUUGCUUCUGGGAAGCUAAUAAGAUCUUUCAGGCAAGAGAGAGAUUUUGGAGAACCAAUUAAAGUUACAAUGGAUCCAAGUUGCAGUUACCUCGUUUGCUCCUAUUCGAACAAGUCUAUAUGUAUGCAUGAUUUCAUUACUGGGGAAGUGGUUGUACAGGGAAUGGGGCACGGUGAAGUUAUUACUGGUGCUAUUUUCACACCCGAUUGUAAACGUAUUAUAUCUAUAGGAGGGGAUGGUUGCAUUUUCCUAUGGAGACUUCCUGCCCUUUUAUCUUCAAGGAUGCGUCAGAAAAUAAAUGAAGGUUCCGGUCCACUGUCUCCAAGAAGCAUGGCUCAGCAUAUAUCUCUCAGUCAAAUCCUGUUUUAUGAAGAGGACAGAGAUGAAGAAAAGAAACGAACAAACAAUCCUGGUGAUGAUUAUCAGCCAGAACAAUCCAAGCAAGUUGGUUUUCGAGUGCUUCAUCAAGGACGAGCUUCUCCAGAGGAAACGUUUAGGUUUAGCAUUUCAAGACUGCCUAGAUGGGCACAAGAUAAAGUAACGAACUCUGACAGGGCCCAAAUAAAUCUCGAGUCCACACCUUUGCAGAAAAGUUGCGCUUCUUUGGUUGUUGAUGAUCAAGAAAAUGCACGUCUACCUCCAGAAUUUCAAAUUUGUUCUCGCCAUGUCCUUGGAUCUGUUAACUCCAGCACCAGCAGCCUAUCCCCAAAGUCUUCUGACAACAGCAAUAGCAGUGGUUCUCGUGUGCCUCAAGAAACUGUUGGUGGCCACCCGGCUAUGGAUAAUCGCUGGCUCUCCAUUUAUAACGUGUGUCUAGAUGUACUGAGUUCUCCUGAAAUGCAGAAUGUAAGGGACAGAAAAUCAGUGUCGUCCACUAAUAUAUAUGCAGCAACGCUACCAGGUUAUAAUGGAUACUCUUCUGAUCAAGCUGACAAUGUUAUUGAUAUUGGGGGAGAGUUGACUUCUAGUAUGAUUGCCAAUUUUGAUAAUUCUGAAUCUUUGAGCAAGUGUGAAUUUCAUAUGGGAAUGAAAGAGGCUGAUUCUAGGGAAAUGGAAGAGCUACUUUCUGGUAAUGUGAAAAAUGCGAAGCAAGCAGCUGGAGAUAGUAGUCCGUUCCACAUUAAGUCUGAAGAUGUUGAUCUAUUCAAGCUACAUUUUGGCAGUCUAUCAACGUCACAUAAGAAAAGUGAACCGUCAGCAAGGAGAAGAUACUCCUCCAAAUAUGUUGUCCAGAAGGAUUAUCUUGGAAGCACCAAAAGACUCCCUCGAAUGCUGCCUCAUGAUUCUGGUUGUAGAACUUUAGAUUGCAUGGACGAAGUUAUCAACCAUUCUCCAUCAGAGGAUCUGUCAAGUCAGGUUUUGGCAGAACAAGAAUUGGAUAUUUCUAGGACAGCAGAGACCUUGGUAAACACAAAGUUGUCACGCUUUCAAAAUGAGAACUAUCCAGUUGAAAAAGACCCAAAAAGAGUAAAGUUGUCCAAAGAAGGAAACGAUGGCAGUUUUCCAGUUGUAAGUGAAUUGCAAGAGCAACGAACUAGUUGUACGGAAGUGCUACUUGGUUUGGAUGCUGCAGCCGAGAAUGCAGUCCAAUUAUUUUCAAGAUUAGAUACGAGGGGUUUCCAUCAAGAUAGUUUACAUGAAGCAUCCAAGUUACUUCCCCCAAUCAUAGAGAAGGUUAAUGCAAUUGCCAAGUGGGUGCAAUGCAGGAACAAAGAUAAAUGUGAAAGUACGAAAGAUAUUAUUACAGGGUUCGAACCUCUCUUAGGAACAUUUGCUGAGAAUCUAUCUCAGAAGGUUGUUGAAAUUUUGAAGAAGAAUACUGGCGGGGAUUCAUAGUUUUCUAUAAAUAACUUUGUAUUAUGAAUUAGUGCCUACUUAUGGUAAAUAAAUGGCGCAUUAUGUCA
Momordica charantia (bitter melon) is the source of this 3939-nucleotide messenger RNA. RefSeq names its product Transducin/WD40 repeat-like superfamily protein. Gene Ontology annotation, molecular function: protein binding. The record is from RefSeq and is a predicted model, not a curated record. Lineage: Eukaryota; Viridiplantae; Streptophyta; Magnoliopsida; Cucurbitales; Cucurbitaceae.